CUACACAUAUGUACCACGUACCUUGGAUCAAAGCUGUCUAUAUAAAGUCCUUGAGUCUGUGUGGGUUCAAACACAUCUCAAAGCUUCUGGAUCCUGUUGGGUUUUACUCUGCUCCCUGAGGACCUCAGCAUAUUUGCCCCCCAGCCAUGGCUUGUCUUGGACUCCGGAGGUACAAAGCUCAACUGCAGUUGCCUUCUAGGACUUGGCCUUUUGUAGCCCUGCUCACUCUUUUCAUCCCAGUCUUCUCUGAAGCCAUACAGGUGACCCAACCUUCAGUGGUGUUGGCCAGCAGCCAUGGUGUCGCCAGCUUUCCAUGUGAAUAUUCACCGUCACACAAUACUGAUGAGGUCCGGGUGACUGUGCUGCGGCAGACAAAUGACCAAGUGACUGAGGUCUGUGCCACGACAUUCACAGAGAAGAAUACAGUGGGCUUCCUAGAUUACCCCUUCUGCAGUGGUACCUUUAAUGAAAGCAGAGUGAACCUCACCAUCCAAGGAUUGAGAGCUGCUGACACGGGACUGUACCUCUGCAAGGUGGAACUCAUGUACCCACCGCCAUACUUUGUGGGCAUGGGCAACGGGACCCAGAUUUAUGUCAUUGAUCCAGAACCAUGCCCGGAUUCUGACUUCCUCCUUUGGAUCCUUGUCGCAGUUAGCUUGGGGUUGUUUUUUUACAGUUUCCUGGUCACUGCUGUUUCUUUGAGCAAGAUGCUAAAGAAAAGAAGUCCUCUUACAACAGGGGUCUAUGUGAAAAUGCCCCCAACAGAGCCAGAAUGUGAAAAGCAAUUUCAGCCUUAUUUUAUUCCCAUCAACUGAAAGGCCGUUUAUGAAGAAGAAGGAACAUACUUCAGUCUCUAAAAGCUGAGGCAAUUUCAACUUUCUUUUUCUCUCCAGCUAUUUUUUUUACCUGUUUGUAUAUUUUAAGGAGAGUAUGCCUCUCUUUAAUAGAAAGCUGGAUGCAAGAUUCCAAUUAAGCAUACUACAAUUUAAAGCUAAGGACCAUGAACAGAGAGCUGGGAUAUUUCUGUUAUGUCAGAACCAUUUUAAUAAUAGCAUCACUUGGAAGCAGCAUAAGGAUAUAGCAUUAUGGUGUGGGGUCAAGGGAACAUUAGGGAAUGGCACAGCCCAAAGAAAGGAAGGGGGUGAAGGGAGAGAUUAUAUUGUACACAUAUUGUAUUUACCUGAGAGAUGUUUAUUACUUAAAUAAUUUUUAAAUUUUUCAUGCUGUUAUUUUCUUUAACAAUGUAUAAUUACAUGAAGGUUUAAAAAUUUAUUCACACAGCUAUGUGACAUAGCCAGUGGUUCCAAAGGUUGUAGUGUUCCAAGAUGUAUUUUUUAAGUAAUAUUGUACAUGGGUGUUUCAUGUGCUGUUGUGUAUUUGCUGGUGGUUUGAAUAUAAACACUAUGUAUCAGUGUCAUCCCACAGUGGGUUCUGGGGAGGUUUGGCUGGGGAGCUUGGGACACUAAUCCAUCAGGUUGGACUCAAGGUCCUGCACCAACUUGCUUGGAAACUAGAUGAGGCUGUCACAGGGCUCAGUUGCAUAAACUAAUGGUGAUGUCAGAACUGGGUCUUUACACUCAUUUUAGGUUUUGUUUCUGCUUUUGUUUUCUUCAAUGAUUUGCAAGGAAACCAAAAGCUAGCAGUGUCUGUAUGAACCUGACAGAACACUGUCUUCAAGGAAAUGCCUCACUCCUGAGACCAGUAGGUCUGGUCUUUUAGGAAGCUCCAAUACUAGGGCCCCCUACAGUACUAUGGCUCCUCGAAAACACAAAGUUAAUGCCACAGAAAGCAGCAGAUGGUAGGAUGGGAUGCACGAGAGUUCCUGAGAACUAACACUGUUAGUGUUUUCUUUUUAACUCAAUAUUUUCCAUGAAAAUGCAACCACAUGUAUAAUAUUUUUAAUUAAAUAAAAGUUUCUUGUGAUCGUUU
Messenger RNA from Mus caroli (Ryukyu mouse), 1929 nucleotides. RefSeq names its product cytotoxic T-lymphocyte associated protein 4 (gene Ctla4). The record is from RefSeq and is a predicted model, not a curated record. NCBI's taxonomy places the organism in Eukaryota, Metazoa, Chordata, Mammalia, Rodentia, Muridae. Gene Ontology annotation, cellular component: external side of plasma membrane; membrane. Gene Ontology annotation, biological process: negative regulation of regulatory T cell differentiation; T cell receptor signaling pathway; immune response.